AUGGUGAUGCAAAAAGCUCAAGCUGCACUUAAACUGUAUCGUCACUAUGAGGAAGAAUUCUGGAGGCAAAAAGUUGGGAAGGACUGUUUCUCAGAAGCUGAUAAAAAUACAAGAUUUUUCCAUAGUCUGGUAAAAGGAAGAAGGAAAAGAAUCCAGAUCAAGAAGAUCCAAGAUGCUGAUGGAAUUUGGUUAGAGGAUGCUGAUAGAGUUGCUGUUGAAGUUGUUAACUUUUAUCAUAAGCAAUUUACUCAUGAGGAGGUUAGUGAAGAUUCUCCAAUUCUUAAUCAUAUUCCUGAACUGAUUAGAGAGGAGGAUAAUAUGUUACUUGCUGAACAACCUACUAUGGAGGAAGUACAGAAGGCUGUGUUUGAAUUAAAUGGAGAUAGUGCUUGUGGCCCUGAUGGUUUUUCUAGGAUCUUUUAUCAGAAGUGUUGGGAGGUGAUCAAUGCUGAUUUAUUUAGUGUUGUUAAAGCUUUCUUUGAUGGUCAGACUCUUCCCAAAUCAAUCAAUCACGCUAAUCUAUUAUUGCUACCAAAGAAGAAUGUUGUUGAGUCUUUCUCUAAUAUGAGACCUAUAAGUCUUAGCAACUUUAUUAAUAAGGUCAUAGCUAGAGUAGUUCAUGAUAGAUUGGACAAAUUACUUACAAGGGUGAUAUCUCCAAAUCAAUCAGGUUUUGUCAAGGGCAGGAAUAUUAUUGAGAAUGUAUUGUUGACACAAGAAAUUGUAACUCACAUAAGGAAGAGAGGAAAACCAGCAAAUGUUGUGAUUAAGUUGGAUAUGACAAAAGCAUAUGACAAGCCUAGUUUUGUUGGUUAUGGGAUGCCAAAGUGGAGUGCUGAGCUGAAUCAUCUUGCAUAUGCAGAUGAUACAAUCAUCUUUUCAUCUGCAGAUAACUACUCUUUGCAGAUGAUCAUGGAUACUCUUCAAGAAUAUGAGAAGAUAUCUGGACAGCUGAUAAACAAGAGGAAAAGUUUAUUUUAUAUGUUCAACAAAGUUUCUAAUGAAUUGAGUCAACAGGUUGAAGCAGUAACAGGAUUUGUGAGAGGGCAAUUUCCUUUUACAUAUCUUGGAUGGCCAAUUACUCAUGCCAGGAAAAGGAAAGUUGACUAUACUGAGUUAUUGAAGAAAGUCAAAGACAAGUUGCAAACUUGGAAAGGAAAGUUACUGUCUUAUAAUGGAAAAGCAGUUUUGAUCACAAGUGUUCUACAAAGUAUUCCAAUUCAUUUUUUAUUUGCUAUAAGGCCUCCUAAAUGUGUUAUAAAAGAACUACACAAGAUCUUUGCAAAUUUCUUUUGGAAUAAUAAGGAGGAAGGAAGAAGCAGACACUGGUCAUCUUGGCUUAACAUGUGCUUUCCUAAACAUGAAGGAAGAUUGGGAUUUAGGUCUAUUUAUGACAUGUCCAAAGCCUUAUGUGCUAAAAUUUGGUGGAAGUUUACAACCUCUAGUUCACUUUAG
Messenger RNA from Lycium ferocissimum, 1455 nucleotides. RefSeq lists its product as uncharacterized. The coding region runs from base 1 to 1455 and encodes 484 amino acids. Lineage: Eukaryota; Viridiplantae; Streptophyta; Magnoliopsida; Solanales; Solanaceae. The record is from RefSeq and is a predicted model, not a curated record. The transcript has 2 exons.